This is a messenger RNA of Microthlaspi erraticum, 417 nucleotides long. The record is from the annotation of a GenBank genome assembly. NCBI's taxonomy places the organism in Eukaryota, Viridiplantae, Streptophyta, Magnoliopsida, Brassicales, Brassicaceae.
AUGGGGAGAUGCUGCUACCACCUGAAGGACCGAUUCGGAAACCUUGUUUCAGGUUUUUACGAGUUUGAUGCUGAUGUGGUGGAGAAAGAGACCGGAAAUUUCUUGCUAACGCUUUCUGACAUGGAGCACAAUAAGAGCAUCUCUGGUAUGCCGUAUGAGUAUACAGUGUAUAUAGGUUAUUGUGAUGGAUCAAGAAGUAUAGUGAACGGUUCAGGGAUCAAUGCUUCUGUUGCUGGGGAGGCUCUUGGCUUCUCUAUUUACUUGAAAGAUGCUUAUGGUUAUCCCUCAUCAGUCCUAGUGAAUAGACUUCAGGUCCGAAUUAUACUAGAGACUGAUUCGUCGUCUAUUCUUCCAACCAUACAGCCGAGAGAGAGCCUUAACCGUACAAGAUAUGGGGAACUACGGGUGCUUCCUUGA